CAACGGCCCUAAUACGCCACAUCUGUCUGUGCAGGAGCGAGCAUUUAAGAUACACUGUAAAGCGUCUCUGGGAGAGCUCAUAGCGGUCAAGCUUUACUCCAAGCCGUUUAUGGGUCUACUUUACAACCAGUGGUUCUGCGAUAAGAUCUCGGUCAACACGCCCGAAGGAGACAAGGUCCUGUUUCCCUGUUACUGCUGGCUGGACUGCAACGAGAGGCUCGUCUUACGGCCUGCUAAAGCUUCACUUGUGUUCCAGGACACCAACCCGAUAUCCCAGAGGCAGAGGAUGAGGCAGCUGGAGGAGCAGCAGAAGCUAUUCAGGUGGUGUGUGUACGCGGAGGGUACGCCUCAGGUCAUCGACUGCGACAAUCCCCUCGCUCUGCCAGCUGAGGUCCGAUUCUCUUUCACUAAAGAGGCCGAGUUUUACUCCGGUGCAGGAAAGCAGUUAGCUGCUCUGAAGCUAACUGGAUUAGCUAACUGCAGAAAAUCGUGGGAAAGCAUCAGCCAACUGGAAGCAAUCAUUUGUGAAAACAGAGUGAAAACCAUUGAAUACAUUCAGAAGCACUGGGAUGAGGAUGAGUUCUUUGGCUACCAGUUUCUGAAUGGCCUCAAUCCCAUGAUGGUCCAGCGCUGCUCAAAUCUGCCUGAGAAUUUCCCCGUCACAGAAGACAUGGUCAAAAACAGCCUAAGAGGCAGCAGCUUGCAGCAGGAGAUGAAGAAAGGGAACAUCUUCUUGUCUGACUAUAAGAUGUUGGAUGGACUGGUGGGAAAUGUUGUCAGUGGCAGGCAGCAGUAUCUCACAGCUCCCCUGGUCCUGCUGUACUGCAACCCUCACAGCAUGAUGCUGCCCAUCGCCAUUCAGUUAAGGCAAAAGCCCAGCAAAGACAAUCCCAUCUUCCUCCCAACGGAUUCAAAGGCCGACUGGAAACUGGCCAAGAUCUUCGUCCGAAACGCAGAGUUUGGCGUUCACGAGGUUGACUUUCACCUGCUGAGAACUCACCUGCUGGCGGAGGUGUUCACCGUGGCCACGCUGCGCAAUCUUCCCUCUCCACACCCUCUCUACAAGCUCCUCUUUCCCCAUAUCCGAUACACGCUCCAGAUCAACGUCAUGGCACGGAGUCAGCUGAUAUCCGAGGAUGGGGCCAUUACAAAGUAUGCAGGAGUAGGUGGAGAGUCAUUGGUAAGGUUGAUGAAGCGUGCUACUGCCGCCCUGACCUACAGCGCCCUCUGUCUUCCCAAUAACAUAUCUGAGAGAGGCCUGGAGACUGUACCCCACUACUACUACAGAGAUGAUGGGAUGAAACUGUGGGAUAUCAUCAACAAGUUUGUUGCAGCUUUCUUGUCACACUACUAUCAACAUGAUGCAGACGUGAAGAAGGACACAGAGCUGCAGUGUUGGAUCAGUGAGAUAUUCACCAAUGGCUUCCUGGGAAGAGAUUCCUCAGGUCUGUUGCAUCAGGGCUGUUGCAUUUGAAUAUGCUGCAAGUGU
Molecule: messenger RNA, 1489 nt
Organism: Carassius gibelio (silver crucian carp)
Lineage: Eukaryota; Metazoa; Chordata; Actinopteri; Cypriniformes; Cyprinidae
Product: polyunsaturated fatty acid lipoxygenase ALOX15B-like
Exons: 10
Coding region: 110-1474 (454 amino acids)
Biological process (GO): lipid oxidation; linoleic acid metabolic process
Molecular function (GO): iron ion binding; protein binding; oxidoreductase activity, acting on single donors with incorporation of molecular oxygen, incorporation of two atoms of oxygen
Source: RefSeq, a predicted model, not a curated record